This is a messenger RNA of Paracoccidioides brasiliensis Pb18, 444 nucleotides long. RefSeq lists its product as uncharacterized. The transcript is spliced from 3 exons. The record is from RefSeq and is a predicted model, not a curated record. Bases 1 to 444 code for a protein of 147 amino acids.
AUGUCCCAUGACCUGACCAGCCGCUGUGAUGGGGCGACGGCUCAUUACUCGACCGUCAAAGGGAGGCUUAAGUUUGGUCCAAAAUCACUUGGACAUCAACCUGGAAAGGUAGCAGGCCCUCAGCACCGCUCAACUGUUCCCCGACUCCCGCUUAAUAAUCAACUGGCGAAGACAACAUCGGACCAGAUAGCUUCUGAGAAGUCGGUUCUUUCACCGCCACCCGCACAGGUAGAUUCUAGUGCAAGUGGACAAUGUGGACAUCUAUCUCUCUUUGCAAUGCGACAACGGCGAUUGUUGCAGCCAGUAUGGCAGUUGAUAGUGGCUCAAAGAAAGAAUACUGCGGGAUGGUCUGUCAGUCCGAAAAUGAACGUUGUGGCUAAGUUGUUCUGGACGGGGGGUGCUCCGGACCUCAUUCAGAGGAAGAUUAAGGACAAUUGUACAUGA